This is a messenger RNA of Trichechus manatus latirostris (Florida manatee), 2189 nucleotides long. It is a transcript of the gene IL1R2, whose product is annotated as interleukin 1 receptor type 2. The coding region runs from base 852 to 2030 and encodes 392 amino acids. The record is from RefSeq and is a predicted model, not a curated record. Gene Ontology annotation, molecular function: interleukin-1 binding; interleukin-1, type II, blocking receptor activity. The transcript is spliced from 9 exons. Lineage: Eukaryota; Metazoa; Chordata; Mammalia; Sirenia; Trichechidae.
UGUUAUAGCAGCACUAGAUAACUGAGACACUGGGCAAUCAGUUGACACGUCUUUCUGUAUAUUUUCUUCCAGAGUCCUCUCCUUUCUAAUUUGUUAUCUCUAACCCACUUUAGAUUGAGGAUUCUGGUUGUCUAUUGCUAUGUAGCAAGCUUCCCCAAAACUUAGUGACUUAAAAUAACAACCAUUUUAUUAUAACUCACAAAUUUCGUAGGUCAGGAAUUUGAGAAGGGCUCAGCUAGGUGAUUCUUCUACUUCAUGUGGUUUGAUAUAGUUCUGACAGUGGUACUUAGCUGGUGAAUGGACUGAUCUGGAGAGUCUAAGAUGGUGGCAUUCAUGUGACUGGCACCAUUGAGGGGAUUCCUGGAAGGCUAGGCAUAGCUGGGACUGUUAACAACAGCCCUUACACAUGGCCUCCUUAGCAAGGUGGUCUCAGCAUAGUUGGACUGUUUACAUGCUGGCUGACUUUCCACAGAGCAAGUAUCCCAAGAAAAUCAGGUGGAAGCUGCAUGACUUUUUCUGACUUGGCCCCAGAAGUCACACAACAUCACUCCUGCUGCAUUCUAUUGGUUACAUGAGAGUCACAAGGCCAGCCCAGAUGCAAGGGAGGUGAAUUGGACUCCACCUCUUGAUGGCAAAGUGGUAUAGUCAUAUUGUAAAAGACCAUGUGGGAUGGAGGAUAUUGUCAUGGCUAUCUUUGGAAAAUACAGCCUGCCACUCUGAGAAACAAAUAGCCACGCUCCUACUGAUAAAGAGAAAAACGGUUCUAAACGAGGGCUUGAGAUCUUCUUCUGCUACUGGGUGCUGGACCUCAACUUUCCACCUUCUGUGUCCUCCAGAAGUUGUCUGGAACAAUGUUCAUCUUGUGCAUGGUGAUCAUGGGCGCUUCUGCCUUCACCGUUCAGCCUGAGCAGCACACAGUGGCUGCAAGGAACUGCCAAUUCCGUGGCAAGCAUUUCAAAAAGUAUUACCGGGUGGAAGGAGAGCCAGUGGUCCUGAGGUGUCCCCAGGCACGGUCUUGGUUGCAGACCUCGGCCAGCUCCCACUUCAACACGACCUGGCAUAAAAACGACUCUGGUAGGAUGGUCCCAGGAGAAGAAGAGAAGCGACUAUGGGUCCAGGACGGGGCCCUGUGGAUUUUGCCAGCCUUGCAGAGGGAUUCUGGCGCCUAUGUCUGCACUGUCAGAAAUGCCUCCUACUGUGAUGAAAUGUCUAUUGAGCUCAGCGUUCUUGAGAAUACAGAAGCUUCUCUGCCGUUCACCUCUUACCUGCAAAUUGUAACCCUGUCAACCCUGGGGUUAUUAUCUUGCCCUGAGCUGAGUGAAUUCACCCGUAACAAAACUGGCUUGAAUGUUCAAUGGUACAAGGAUUCUGUUCUUCUGGAUCAAGACAAUAGAAAGUUUCUAAGUUUGAGGGGAACCACUCGCUUAUUCAUAUACAACGUGUCUGUAGAGGAUGCAGGCUACUACAGCUGUGGGCUGCCAUUUUCCCACAAUGGCACGCGAUACAACAUCACACGGAACAUUAAAGUGCGAGUUAACCAAAAAGAAGAAGAGCCAAUUCCGGUGAUUGUGUCUCCCCACCAGACCAUACUAGCUUCGCUGGGGUCAAGACUGACAAUCCCAUGUAAGGUGUUCCUGGGAGUCGGCAUAAAAUCAACCUCCACUGUGUGGUGGACGGCCAAUGACACUAUCAUAGACAGUGCCUACCCAGGAGGCCGAGUGACUGAGGGGCUGGAAAAGGAAUAUUCAGAAAAUAAUGAGAACUACAUCGAAGUGCCAUUGGUUUUCGAUCCAGUCAUAAAGGAGGAUUUGAAAACAGACUUUAAAUGCAUUGUCACUAAUAGAAUGAGUUUGCAGACACUACGUACCACAGUCAAAGAAGCCUCCACCUUCUCCUGGGGGAUUGCGCUGGCUCCCCUCUCGCUGGUCUUCUUGGUUUUGGGAGGAAUCUACAUGUACAGAUGGUGUAAACACAGACCUGAAAAAGGAUAUAGUCUGACCACGGUAAAGACCGACCAUGAAGAUUUUUAAUCCCAUCCAACAAAAUAGAGGAAAGAGAAUAACUCAAGUACAAACCAUGUCCUUUUCUAUGGAAAUGGUUCUUCCUUUUGGAGGAACUCUGUUCAUUUCUCAACUGUUAACAAAGCCACUGUGUUUAUAGUGGACUUGUAAUAAAGCACUGAAGUACUA